AUGGGUACUGCGCAAAUCAUCCUGAAUCAUGUGAUUGGUGUGUCAGCUCCGCGAUCCAGAGCGCGCCGACCGGUCACUGCGAUAGUUAGUCGCGGUAUUGGGUCUAGCGCUCCUCGGAGUUCCCCUCCUCUUCCUUCGCUCCUAAGCGUAUUAGAGGUUCUCGCGCUCCCGUUUUCCCAGCACCACUACAGUGCGGUGAACAAGAAUGAUGAUGUUCUCAGAAACACUGCAAGACUUGAAGAUCUUAUUGCCACAGCCAAAAUAUGUGACCUUGAGAGGAUUUCAGAUGACAGAGCAGCUGAAAUCGACCAGGAUGAAGGAUUGCAGAGAUUUUCGAAAACCAUUGUGGGAAGUUCACCCUUCUCUGCUUGUUUCAGGCGUAUUUCUGAUUCUGUUAAGUUAAAGAUGAAUACAGAGGAAGAGUCACCAGAUAACAAUCCAUACUACUGUCCAGGCGUCAUCAAGGUGGAGAGUCUAUGGAAAAAGAAAGGAACUGAAGUUGUAGUUGCUGUAUUGAAAUCCAGUGACAAAGUCAGCUGUUGUACUUUGAGGCAUUUGGACUUCCUGAGUUUAAAGCCCCACAAUUUACUAAAUGGCGAGGUCAACUUUGAUGCAUUUGAUGGAGCAGUUGGCUUUGUCAAUGUAAAUAACAGUCACUGGAAGUUUGUGUAUCUUCAUGCCCUAACUACUCAGAUAUUUGUAGUUGACCCUGCCAACAACCAACCUGAUAUGGAGGACUCCAUGGAUGCAGCACAGAAAUUCAGGACAUAUUUCAGAACUCGCUUUAACAAGCUUGGGAAAAAAGACUGGCUGAACAUAAAAUGGAAACCCAGCAGAAUCAACCACACAGUUCAGAAAGACAGCACAAGUUGUGGAGUUUUUGUCAUGCAGAUGGCUAAAGAAACGAUUGAGAAAUUUCCAGAUAUUCCAGAGCAAUUCAACAUUGACCCUAAAAGAAGCAACAUUGCACGUCUCAGAAAGGAAAUGGCACAAGAAAUUAUUGUUUCAUCUGACUCCAAAGACAAUUACUGUUCUUUCUGUGGUUUAUGGACUCUUUCUACUAUGGAACAAAGAAGUAAAGACAUUGUCUGGGUGCAAUGUGAAAAAUGCAUGAGGUGGUAUCAUGCAGGGUGCAUGGGAAUAAAAAACGAAGAUCUUCCUGACAAGGACACAUCCUGGCUCUGUGACCUUUGUAAAAAAUAAAAACUUGUGUGGCAUUUGUACAGAAAUGUUACUGUAACCUUGUAUAUAUUUAAUUUUCUUAUUUAUUCUUUUUGUGAU
Trichomycterus rosablanca is the source of this 1281-nucleotide messenger RNA. RefSeq lists its product as uncharacterized. Gene Ontology annotation, molecular function: cysteine-type peptidase activity. Lineage: Eukaryota; Metazoa; Chordata; Actinopteri; Siluriformes; Trichomycteridae. The transcript is spliced from 10 exons. The record is from RefSeq and is a predicted model, not a curated record. Bases 1 to 1203 code for a protein of 400 amino acids. Gene Ontology annotation, biological process: proteolysis.